CCAUUCCCUCCUUCCCUUCUCCACCAUAUCACUCACCACCUUCCAAACCCCUCCUCCACUCAUCCACCUCCUCCAUCAAUGGCAGCCCAAGCAUCCACCUCCUUCUUCUCCCCUGCCACCCUCACCGGCACCACCAUCCCCUUCAAACCCCUCAAACCACUUACUUUCCCCCAAUCCAACCGCCUCUCUAUCAAACUCUGCGCCACCGAUGAAAAGACCGCUCCGGUUGGCUUCACUCCUCCUGAGCUCAACCCAAACACUCCUUCUCCCAUCUUCGGCGGCAGCACUGGUGGUCUUCUCCGCAAAGCUCAGGUGGAGGAGUUCUAUGCCAUCACUUGGGAGUCACCAAAGGAACAAAUCUUUGAAAUGCCAACCGGCGGUGCUGCCAUAAUGAGACAAGGUCCUAACCUUCUCAAGCUUGCUCGGAAAGAGCAGUGCUUGGCUCUCGGCACUCGGCUUCGGUCCAAGUAUAAGAUUAAUUAUCAGUUUUACAGAGUGUUUCCAAAUGGAGAGGUUCAGUAUUUGCACCCAAAAGAUGGUGUUUAUCCUGAGAAGGUGAAUCCUGGACGCCAGGGUGUUGGUCAGAACUUCAGGUCUAUUGGUAAGAAUGUCAAUCCUAUUGAGGUUAAGUUCACUGGGAAGCAAGUCUAUGAUUUGUAAGCUAGUUCAGUUUGUGGUUUAUCUGUUCAUGUGUUUUAAAUAUCAAUUUGUAUCUGAAUAAUUUUAUGUUCACGUUGUUGUUGUUGUUGUUGCAGUUAUUGUUGUUUUUUCUGCUGAUUUCUUGUUUUAUAUAUAUGUACAAUAUGGA
This is a messenger RNA of Dioscorea cayenensis subsp. rotundata (Guinea yam), 808 nucleotides long. RefSeq names its product photosystem I reaction center subunit II, chloroplastic-like. The coding region runs from base 79 to 660 and encodes 193 amino acids. Gene Ontology annotation, cellular component: photosystem I; photosystem I reaction center. The record is from RefSeq and is a predicted model, not a curated record. The transcript has a single exon. Lineage: Eukaryota; Viridiplantae; Streptophyta; Magnoliopsida; Dioscoreales; Dioscoreaceae. Gene Ontology annotation, biological process: photosynthesis.